Messenger RNA from Oldenlandia corymbosa var. corymbosa, 1923 nucleotides. The record is from the annotation of a GenBank genome assembly. NCBI's taxonomy places the organism in Eukaryota, Viridiplantae, Streptophyta, Magnoliopsida, Gentianales, Rubiaceae.
AUGACUAAUCUCCAGUUGAUGAUGUUAACAAUCAUCUAUGUAAUUGUAGCAUACAUCAUCUGUUGCAAUGUCAAUGCUGAUGAGUUUGGAGAUUGUAGUCGUCCUUACAACUGUGGAAGCUUGAGGGGCAUUGGCUACCCUUUCUUUGGUGGUGAUCGCCCCGGUUAUUGUGGCCGCCGAGGUUAUGGCCUCAUUUGUGUGAAAGAUCAGUAUUCAGUGAUCUUGAUUGGUCAAGUGUCUUACCGCUUACUCGAAAUUGAUGCGUCGAUUCCUAAAAUGAGGAUCGCGCGCCAGGAUCUCUUGAACGAUAUUUGUCCAGAAUCUUGGGUUUUCUUUGAUCAUUAUAAGUCUUUUGACUUUAAAUUCAAUGACCCUUCGGAUAAUACAAGGAAUCUUCGGAUAUACUAUGGUUGUUCCCCUGAGGUCAUUUCCAGGGUGCAGACUCAGAGUAAUGUUAGCUGUUCUAUUGAAAAUGAGCCAGGCGGCGUGUUUUUCACACCCGAGGUUGUACCUGUUGCUGGGGGAUGCAAGAAGAAUUUUGUUGUUCCGCUUCAGUUGGAAGCAUAUGAUGAUCUCUGGGCUAGAAAGAUAACAUUGGAAGAAGCCGUGAAUCAGGGGUUUGAUGUUCAGUAUGCCGCUGAUCUGGCUGCCUGUUCAUCAUGUCAGGCUUCCGGAGGGAAAUGUGGGUCUGAUUCCCGAAUUCCUCAUGUUCAUGUGCCCUUUCUCCAUACCUGCAGGGAAGAGACGUUUGGUGAAGCUCGUAACUGGUAUGGAAAUGUUAGAGCCGCAGCUACUGCAGUAGGAAUUUUAAUUAUCAUCUCUUACUUCUGUGGAAAAAGUUGUUUAAACUUGUUCUUGUCUACAAGGAAAUCAGAAAAUGAUAAGGAACUUGAGGCCUUCAUCAAACAGAAUGACUCCCUCAAACCGAGAAGAUACAGCUACCACGAAAUUAAGAGAAUGACUAAUCAGUUCAAAGAGAAGAUUGGUCAGGGAGGAUAUGGUGAGGUCUACAGAGGAAAUCUUCCAAGUGGGUGCUUAGUCGCAGUAAAGAUUCUUAAUUCCGCCAAAGAAAACGGGGAAGAAUUCAUUAAUGAGAUUUCGAGUAUUAGCAAAACUUCUCAUGUUAAUGUUGUCACUCUUCUAGGAUACUGCCUUGAUGGUUCCAAAAGAGCUCUCGUGUACGAAUUUAUGCCGAAUGGAUCACUUGAAAAGCACAUCAACCCUGGAUCAGAUUCAUAUUUGGGAUUGGAGAGGUUGUAUGAAAUCGCCGUCGGGAUAGCUAAAGGGCUGGAGUACUUGCACGGAGGAUGCAACACCCGCAUUCUCCAUUUUGACAUAAAACCUCACAACAUUCUUCUUGAUGAGGAUUUUUUUCCGAAGAUCUCCGACUUUGGGUUGGCCAAACUAUGUGCUCCAAAAGAGAGUAUUGUGUCAAUGUUAGGAACCAGGGGAACCAUUGGUUACAUUGCUCCUGAAGUAUUCAGUAGAAACUUUGGUAAGGUCUCAUACAAAUCUGAUGUCUACAGCUACGGUAUGAUGGUACUAGAAAUGAUCGUUGGGAGAAAUGCGACAAACGCUCAUUUGAACAGCGCUAGCGAGACCUAUUUUCCGGACUGGAUUUACGAUCACAUCAAGAACAACGAGGAACUCAAUCUGCAAGAUCAGAUUGGAAUGACAGAAAAAGAGAAAGGAAUUGCGAGGAGGAUGAUAAUAGUAGGACUCUGGUGCAUACAAACUAGUCCAUUACAAAGGCCAACUAUGAACAAGGUCAUAGAUAUGCUUGAAGGUGACUCAAAGUCCUUGGAAGUUCCACCUAAACCAUUGUUAUCUUCUUCUUCAAGAGCUGGAGAGGUGAAUCUGGAGAUAUCAAUGCUGCAAUCUAGAAACAUGCCUUCUUUUUCUAGAUCAAACAGCUAUUGUUAG